AUUGUCCGUAUUACUAAUAAGGUUCGUAGUGAAGUUUUUAUUGAAUAUUUAGUUAUUAAGCGUAUUAAUUUUAAUAUUAUAGCUUUUUUCCUUACUCGUUAUACUUUACUCCGCAAGUGUAUUAAGGAUGCUAAGUUUAUAAUCGACGGUAAUUUCGAGGUUACUUUCCUUUAUAAUACUGUAAAGACUGCUUAUCCUAUUGAUGCUAGAUAUUGGGUAGCCGUUUUAGAAGCUAAUAAAUUGGAUAUCGGUUUUUUUUUAGCUAAGUUUAGUAAUAUUAGUAAUAUAGAGUUCUAUAUUAAUAUUAACGUUAAUAUCUAG
This is a messenger RNA of Neurospora hispaniola, 321 nucleotides long. RefSeq lists its product as uncharacterized. The transcript has a single exon. The record is from RefSeq and is a predicted model, not a curated record. The annotation marks the transcript as partial. NCBI's taxonomy places the organism in Eukaryota, Fungi, Ascomycota, Sordariomycetes, Sordariales, Sordariaceae.